This is a messenger RNA of Glarea lozoyensis ATCC 20868, 303 nucleotides long. RefSeq lists its product as uncharacterized. The transcript has 2 exons. Lineage: Eukaryota; Fungi; Ascomycota; Leotiomycetes; Helotiales; Helotiaceae. The record is from RefSeq and is a predicted model, not a curated record. The coding region runs from base 1 to 303 and encodes 100 amino acids.
AUGUUACUAAGCUCUUCUUCAGUCUCAGAAAAUGAUAUCCUCACUCUGAGCUUUGGUAUCACAGCCACGGUGUUUGCAAUCGUCGCAAUUUUUGUAUCAUGGAAGGGCAGAAACACGGAUAGAAGACAAAGUGAGACCCACCUCGAACUCGCUCAACUAGCCCCCUCACAGCCUCCACAAUCUGCGACACCCUAUGCAGAUUUUAAUACACUCCCAGAUACUACCGAGACUCCACCACCGGUCACCAGAGCCUUGAGCGAUACAUUAGAAGCGGUCUCGAGGCUGUUGAGGAAUGGAACUUGA